Molecule: messenger RNA, 1354 nt
Organism: Cyprinodon variegatus (sheepshead minnow)
Lineage: Eukaryota; Metazoa; Chordata; Actinopteri; Cyprinodontiformes; Cyprinodontidae
Product: neuromedin-U receptor 1-like
Exons: 4
Coding region: 110-1354 (414 amino acids)
Biological process (GO): G protein-coupled receptor signaling pathway
Cellular component (GO): plasma membrane
Molecular function (GO): neuromedin U receptor activity
Source: RefSeq, a predicted model, not a curated record
UAAAGGGACCUGAUCAGAUCUUUAAAAACAUUUGACUUUUUAUCAUUUUAUCCACAAGUUCCACGAUCCACAGAUCUAAUAAGUGAGAGACCUCUCUUCGGCUGUCAAGAUGCCAGAGCUGAACUGCUCUCUCGCUGCUCUCGUCAUGACCGCUAACACAGUCUUCAGUGACAGGCGCUGCCCGGAGAUUGCUAUGAUGUGUGGGAUGAAUAUCUCCUGGCUUUUAGCCAAUGCUACAGAGAGGGAUGUGAGGGAAAUGUGCUUGAGCGAGGAACAGUACCUUACCCUGCAAUUAGGGCCAGUAAAGUCCCCCUGCUUUCUCCCUGUGUGUAUCACCUACCUCCUCAUUUUCAUGGUAGGCGUCCUGGGAAAUUCCCUGACCUGUGCUGUGAUUUUGCGCUACAAAGUGAUGCAGACGCCCACCAACUACUACCUGCUCAGUCUGGCCAUCUCUGACCUGCUGGUGCUGCUGCUGGGCAUGCCGCUAGAGCUCUACGAGAUGCAACAGAACUACCCAUUUCUGCUCGGGACGGGGGGCUGCUACUUCAAGAUCUUUUUGUUUGAGACCGUCUGCUUUGCCUCCAUCCUGAAUGUAACGGCCCUCAGCGUGGAACGUUACAUCGCAGUGGUGCACCCCCUUAAGGUCAAGUACCUGGCAACUCGCGCUCACGUCAAGAGGGUCAUCUUAGUCCUGUGGGGGCUUUCCAUGCUGUGUGCGGUGCCAAACGCCAGUCUGCAUGGGAUUGUGGUCGUUCCUCCACGGUUUGGACGAGAGUUUCCACAAUCUGCUACCUGUAGUCUGGUCAAGCCCCCCUGGAUGUACAACCUGAUCAUCCUGAUCUCCACCAUAGUUUUCUUUGCCCUCCCUUUGCUGAUCAUCAGCAUUCUUUACCUGCUCAUUGGUCUGCAGCUGCACAGGGAGAAGGUCAGAAACAUGGCAGGGGCCAACGGCAGCUUAGGACCUGACAGUCUUUCCAAGUCCCACAAUCAGAGACUGAGCAAACGCAACCUGCAAGUCACCAAGAUGCUCUGCGUGCUGGUUAUCGUCUUCAGCCUCUGCUGGGCCCCCUUCCACGUGGACCGCCUGAUGUGGAGCUACAUCACCUCCAAGCAGCAUCAGAUGAUCUAUGAAAAAGUCCACAUCAUCUCCGGGGUCUGCUUCUACCUGAGCUCCGCCGUCAACCCCAUCCUCUACAACCUGAUGUCGACCCGGUUCAGGGAGAGGUUUGGCCACAUUACAUGCCACGCCAAAGGCUGUCCGGCACGUUCACACUUUAAGAUGAAUCAGCGCAACACCUUGAACGAGGAGGUGCAGAACAGCAAGAAUUGGACUAAGAGAGAGACCUUGAAUUAA